This is a messenger RNA of Galendromus occidentalis (western predatory mite), 2652 nucleotides long. It is a transcript of the gene swm, whose product is annotated as Zinc finger protein swm. Bases 218 to 2491 code for a protein of 757 amino acids. Gene Ontology annotation, molecular function: metal ion binding; RNA binding. The transcript is spliced from 4 exons. The record is from RefSeq and is a predicted model, not a curated record. Gene Ontology annotation, cellular component: nucleus. NCBI's taxonomy places the organism in Eukaryota, Metazoa, Arthropoda, Arachnida, Mesostigmata, Phytoseiidae.
AAGCCUGUGUGUCUUCUUGUGGUGAGGAGAAUGAAGGCCUAAGCUUUGAUAUAGUGUGGUGCUUCACUGACUUGAAGGCAAUAACGCUAUCAAGACUGAAGUGCCCCGAGGAAAAGUCAUCUGGACGUUGCUCGGCUUCAUCGUGAGAGGAUUACCAGAUCACCAUAGGGAGUGAAAGCUUAUUUUGUUGAGAUAUACGUUAAAACAAGGAUCCGCUAUGGUGAUUCAACCGGAGAACAUAGACCUAUUGAAAACUUGGCUCAAGAGUUGUCUCGUUGUGUCUUACGGUUGGGGAAGUGACUGCGACAACUUGACGAAAUAUGUUGUGGCCUUAGUGAGAAAAGCGAAAACUACCGAUGAUUUGAAGAAACAAUGUGGAAGCAACCUAGAGGUUUUCUUCAGAGACAACACUCAGAAGUUUGUGACGGAGUUGUGCGGAUGUAUAGAGAGCAAAUCUUAUAUGCAACCCUACGGCUCGCCGGCCGCAGCGCUCGUUGAGAAGCUAGAGGAUGUUGCUUUUAUUGUUGACAAAAAACCCGAUCCCAUGCUCAAGGAGCGAGAGCGAUCUCGGAGUCGGAGCCCCAGGAGGAAAUCUAGAUCUCCGAAGCGAUCUAGAUCUCCUCCAUCGAGACGAUUUCGGAGUCGAUCUCGUUCUCGAUCAAGGGAGCGUCACAGACGGAAGCGCUCGCGUUCGCCAAGACGGAGACGCUAUUCCCGAUCGAGGUCCCCUCCUCCAGCUUCUAACUCGGCGGCAGCGACCACGAGUGCGGCUUCGAGGCGAACUCCGCCGCGGGAUUUACGCGAUACCUUAAUUCGUAAACAGUGCGGACCCCAACCCGGCAUGCCACCUAGACAGCGCUGCCGAGACUUCGAUGAACAAGGAUUCUGCAUCCAAGGAGAAUUGUGUCCGUUCGACCACGGGAGCGAUCCGGUAAUUUUGGACUCGACGGUCCCGCCGCCUUACAACCCCAUGAGGGGUCCGGUCGCUCCGGUGGUCCCAGAGUACAACCCCAUGGAGCCGGAAAUGCGACAUCCACCUCCGAGUUUCAACAACUGGAACUAUCAACCAGGUCCGCCGGCCGGGGGGCCGAUGGGCAUGAACCACGGUCAUCAUCGAGAGGCGAUGAGCACCGUGAGAAACGUGACUCCCUUACCGAGGUCGAACGUCGGAGCGCAAGGCGAUGUACAGAAACCGAGGUUCCAACGAGGUACAGAGCUCGAAGUUCGAAAAAUUCCCCGGGCUCAAAAUAAUAUCGCAACCCUGAACGAGUUCUUCUCCAAGUUCGGAACCGUCACGAACAUUCAAGUAAACUUCCAAGGCUGUCCCGAAAGCGCUCUGGUCAGUUUUUCGAAUCACGGCGAAGCGAACGCAGCGUACAGAUCUCCAGAAGCAGUGCUGGGAAAUCGCUUCAUUCGUCUCUUCUGGCACAACACGUCGUCUGGAAACGUCCAGCAAUCGAACCAAAACCCACACUGGAUGAACAACAACAAUAACAAUUCCGGUUCAUUAGCGCACAGACAUCCAGCUCCUCCCGGCGCGUUGAGGGACAUCCAAGGCGGGGGCAAACAGCACGCGAGAAAAGACGACGGACCUCCCGCGAAAAAAAUGGCCAAACCCAACCCCGAGUCAAUGAAGAAAGACAACCAAGCUGAGAAAUCCAAGCAAUUCGUUCAUCAGAAAGGCCAUCUCAUCGAUCAGUAUCUCGAAAAGCAGCGAAUACUCAAAGAAAAACUGGAGAAAUGUCAGACGGAAGGAGAAAAAGAAGAGAUCCAGCAUCUCAUCAAAAACCUAUCCGACAUUGUAGAGAGCUUCCAAUCGAAAACGACCAGCGGCCCCCUGAUGUCAGAGAUUCAGACUGAAAAGGAGCUGCUGGACGCCGAGCUCGAUGUCUACCGUCAGAUCCAGGAGGGUACGCCAGCCGAGUCGAAAGAAAUCAAGUUCAAGCUGAAUGCAUUGCGUCGCCGAGCGAAGACCCUCGGCUUGAUCGACAGCGCCAACGCAUGGCACGGCAAAAUGGCUCACAAAAAUCUCCUCCUGGCGCACCAGCCGAAACCCAAACUUCAGCCCGCCCAGCUGCAACUCGAUAAACGCACGAAAGUCGUGGCGGUUCAGGCUGGCGACCUGGAAAUGGCCGGUCUAUGUAAGCACUUUUCGCGUUUCGGGAAAAUUCUCAACGUCACCGAAGAGGGCGUGGGUGCGGAAAAAGUAUUCGUGUUCACUUUCGCGACGAGGAAGUUCGCCGAGACGGCUGUCAACAGGGGUUCGCACUUUCGGGGAAUCACUCUCAAAUGGAGCUGGAAACAAGAAGAGGAGCCUGCUUCGAACUCCGAACUGAGUCAUCCCCCUCCGACCGGGAACGAUCAGAAGAAAGCCAUUAGCGAAAUUGAUGCUAGUCACCGAGAUUCGUCAGCGAUUGGAGAAUCUGAUGCCCUUCUCGCAGAAGACGAUGAGGCCGAAGAUGAGGAAGGCCCUCGUUCGUGGAGACAUUAAUCGUCGUUCCGACAGGGAAACCGACCACCGACGUGCAUGCUCGUCGGAUUCACGAUGGACGACGACUAUUCGGCAACUCACUCGACGUAUGUUCCGCGUUCGGGACGGAGAGCUCGAACGUUGGCGACCUCCGACACCGUCAUCUCCAUCCAUCCAUCAAC